UCAUUCUUGAUUGCAACUCUUUGUGCUUACUUUACUUGUGACUUCCUUAACCAGCUUAAGCAAGUUACCUAUCAUUAUUUCUUCCAACAGGUUCUCUGUUCCUUGCUCACUUUCUUCUUCUCUGGUACACCUAUCAUGCAGAUAUUAUGUUUCAUGGUGUCCCAAAGUCUCCUUAAACUGUCCUCCUGCUUUUAAAUUCGUUUUGCUGCUCUAAUUGGGUGUGGGGUUUUUUUUUUCCUACUUGUCUUCCAAAUUGGUGAUUUGAUCCUCUGCUUCAUACAGCCUACUUUAAUUCCAUCUAGCAUAUUCUUGAUGUCAGAUAUGGUAUUCAUUUCUGACUGUUUCUUACUCAUGGUGUCUUUGUCUCUUUUCAUGCUGAUAAAGUUCCUUGUAGUUCUCACUAAGUUCCUUGAACAUCCUUAUAAUCAUUACUCUGACCUCUAUGACUGAUAAGUUGCUUGCCUCCGUUUCAGUUAGCUUUUUCUGGAGAGUCCUCCUGUCCUUUCAUCUGAGGGCUGUUUCUUUGUCUCCCCAUUUUAGCUGUCUUUUUGUUUGUUUUUUUGUAUCAGAUAGAAAUGCUGUGAUUCCCAGUCUUUGUGGGGCAGCCUUAUGUAAUAAGUGUCCGGUGGGACCCAGAGGCACACUCUCUUCGAUCUCCUAAGCUGGAUGCUCCUUGUGUAAUGUUCCAUGUGUGGGUUAUUUGGGCUCCUGUUGUAACUGGGUCUUGAUUGUGUUGUCCUGUUCAUGGGUGGGAACUCCCUCAGACUGCCUGACUGUGAGGUUCAACCCUGACCAUGUUGUGCGAGCUAAUGUACAGAUGCUGACAGAACAAAACAAGAGACAAAACAAAAACAUACAAGAGACUCCAACAACAACAGUAAAAACAACCACAAAAGAAAAGAGAGUUAGGAAAGAGAAAGGAGGACACAAAUAAAAAAAGAAUAGAAAAGAAAAUUGAAGGAAAAGGGGGGAAGAAAAAAAGAAUAUGAAAGGAGUGAAAAAUAAGAAUAAUGAAUAGGAAAAGGAAACGAGUAAAGAAGAGGAAGGAAAAAUUAUGAAAAGGAAAAAAGAGAAUGAAGAAUUAAGAAAAGGAAAAAAGAGAAGGAAGACAAAAAAGUAGAGUAAGAAGACGAAAGAUAAAAAUAAGAGAUGAAAAAAGAGAAAAAAUAAUAACGCAAUAAAAAAGAAACCAUAAAGUAAUGAAAAAGAUAAAAAGCAAAGUGGAGUUCAGCAGAGUUUAGUGCCUGCUGCGAUCUCCCUUUGGAUCCUGCUCUUAUGUUUACUGAGGCUCUUUUGCAUGCCAGUUAUGGGCUUCCUGGGAGGUACUUUGGUGCUAGCCACUGUCAGAAGCUGUCCUUUUUUGGCUCUUGGGAACCUGUGUGAAGCUUCAAGUGAUCCACAGUUUGUGGCUGCCUCCACAGGGCUUGGCUGUGCACGGACGUGUCCAAGCUGCGCUCCAAGGCUGGUUUUUUAGCAGCAUGGGGCCCAGGGUAGACCAUGAGUUUGAGAACCAGAUUUGAAUCCUGGCUCCUCCCUGUACUGGAUAUAUGACUUUGGACAAGUCACUUAACCUUUUUGAGGUUCAAUUUUUUUUCGUGUAUAAAAGGGAAAUAUAUUUACUUACCAUUUUUUAAAGUAACAAAUGAGAAAAUAUACAUAAAGUACCCAGCAUAAUCACCAACACUUUAAUCACUAAGAGGUUUAUUCUCAUUCCUAGGUCCAAAAUUUGCAGAUUUGAGGUAUCCUGCUUCUAAUCUGCAGGGGAUGAAUGAUUGCUGGCUGGAAUCUUAUCUUUGUGAAGCAAAUAUAAUGGAUCACUUAGACCUAUCAGGGAUUUAGUGCAAGAAGAAGAACAGUUGAUGGAAGAAAAGAAAAAGAAAAAAGACGACAAGAAAAAGAAGGAAGCUGCUCAAAAGAAGGCCACUGAACAAAAAAUCAAAGUGCCAGAACAGAUAAAGCCCAGUGUAAGCCAGCCUCAGCCUGCCAACUCUAAUAACGGCACUUCCACAGCAACCAGCACUAAUAAUAAUGCCAAACGAGCCACAGCCAACAGUCAGCAGCCGCCACAGCAGCAGCCGCAGCAGCCACAGCCACAGCAGCCGCAGCCACCACAGGCCUUGCCUCGGUAUCCUCGUGAAGUACCACCACGAUUCCGCCACCAGGAACAUAAGCAGCUUCUAAAGAGGGGUCAGCAUUUUCCUGUCAUAGCAGCAAACCUGGGAUCUGCUGUUAAAGUGUUAAGCAGCCAGUCAGAAAGCAGUGCUUUAACAAACCAACAGCCACAAAAUAACGGAGAGGUGCAGAGCAGCAAAACCCAGUCAGAUACUAACCACAACGCUUCCGGAUCUCAUUAUGAAAGUUCACAGCGGGGACCUGUGUCGUCUUCGAGCAACUCCAGCACAGACGCUAAGGAUGCUGCUGUAAACCACUCCCCCGAGAAAGCAGCAUGGCCCUUGGUCCUCAGUGACCCAGAGUUGGCUUCGGAAUGCAUGGAUGCUGACUCUGCCUCCAGUACCGAGUCAGAAAGAAACGUCACUACCAUGGCUUCAGGGAGCACAGGUGGUGAGAAAGAUGUCCUUCGAAACAGCACUGGACUUGGUUCCCAAAACAAGUUUGUGGUCGGUGGCAGCAGCAAUAGUUUGGGUCGUGGAAGUAGUACUGGGCCCUGGGGCUUCUCCCAUGGAGCCGUAAUAAGCACAUGUCAGGUCUCUGUGGAUGCUCCUGAAAGCAAGUCAGAAAGUAGCAACAAUAGAGUGAAUGCUUGGGGCACUGUAAGCUCUUCAUCAAAUGGAGGGGUAAAUCCAAGCACUUUGACUUCAGCUAGCAACCAUGGUGCCUGGCCAGUAUUAGAAAACAACGGACUUGCCCUAAAAGGGCCUGUAGGGAGUAGUAGUCCUGGCAUCAAUAUUCAGUGCAGUACCAUAGGCCAGAUGCCUAACAAUCAGAGUAUUAACUCUAAAGUGGGUGGUUCUUCUACCCAUGGUACCUGGGGAAGCCUUCAGGAAACUUGUGAAUCCGAAGUAAGUGGUACACAGAAGAUUUCAUUCAGUGGUCAACCUCAGAAUAUCACCACUGAAAUGACUGGACCAAAUAACACUACUAACUUUAUGACCUCUAGUUUACCAAACUCCGGUUCAGUACAGAAUAAUGAGCUGCCCAGUAACUCGGGGGCCUGGCGUGUGAGCACAAUGAACCAUCCUCAGAUACAGGUUCCAUCGGUUAUGAAUGGCACUUCCCUUCCUCACCUUAGCAAUGGAGAGUCAAAAAGUGCAGGCUCUUAUGGUACUACCUGGGGUGCCUAUGGUUCUAACUACUCUGGAGACAAAUGUGCAAGCCCCGACGGCCAAGCUGACGGUGACACUGUGAACACAACUCUGAUGCAGCCUGGCGUGAAUGGGCCUGUGGGCACGAACUUUCCAGUCAGCUCAAAUAAAGGAGGAGGCCUGUGGGAGUCUGGGGCCACAAAUUCCCAGAGUGCAUCCUGGGGAAGUGGAAAUGGUGCAAACUUGGGAGGAAGUCGAAGAGGAUGGGGAACUCCUGCACAAAACACUGGCACUAAUGUACCCAGCGUGGAGUGGAGCAAACUGCCUGGCAAUCAGCAUUCCAGUGACAGUGCAAACGGCAACGGUAAGAAGUUUACAAACGGAUGGAAUUCUACUGAGGAAGAGGAUCAGGGUUCUGCCACAUCUCAGACAAAUGAGCAAAACAGCAUGUGGGCCAAAACAGGAGGUACAGUGGACAGUGAAGGUAGUACAGAGAGCACUGGACGCCUCGAAGAAAAAGUAACUGGGGAGACUCAGAGUAGAGACAGAAGAAGAAUUGAUCAGCACACAUUACUCCAAAGCAUUGUUAACAGAACUGACUUAGAUCCACGUGUCCUAUCCAACUCUGGUUGGGGACAGACUCCAAUUAAGCAGAAUACUGCCUGGGAUACUGAGACAUCACCUAGAGGGGAAAGAAAAACUGACAAUGGGACAGAGGCUUGGGGAAGCUCUGCAACACAGACUUUUAACUCAGGGGCAUGUAUAGACAAGACUAGCCCUAACAGUAAUGAUACCUCAUCUGUAUCGGGGUGGGGAGAUCCCAAGCCUGCUCUGAGGUGGGGAGAUUCCAAAGGCUCAAACUGCCAGGGGGGGUGGGAAGAUGAUUCUGCUGCUACAGGAAUGGUCAAGAGCAAUCAGUGGGGGCAUUGCAAAGACGAGAAGCCCAUGUGGAAUGAUUCACAAAAGAACAAACAGGGCUGGGGUGAUGGACAAAAGUCAAACCAAGGGUGGUCUGUUUCUGCCACUGAUAACUGGGGAGACACAUCAAGGAGUAACCAUUGGGGUGAGGCUAAUAAGAAAUCUAGCUCAGGAGGUAGUGACAGUGACAGGUCUGUUUCUGGUUGGAAUGAGCUUGGUAAAACUAGUUCUUUUACUUGGGGAAAUAAUAUAAAUCCAAAUAAUUCAUCAGGAUGGGAUGAAUCUUCUAAAUCUAACUCUUCCCAGGGGUGGGGAGAUCCUCCAAAGUCUAGUCAGUCGCUGGGUUGGGGAGAUUCGGCAAAGCCAGUCAGCUCUCCAGACUGGAACAAGCAACCAGACAUUGUUGGGUCUUGGGGAGUCCCUCCGGCUCCAGGCAAACCCUCUGGUACAGGCUGGCUGGGCGGACCUAUUCCAGCCCCAGCAAAAGAAGAAGAACCCACAGGCUGGGAGGAACCAUCCCCGGAGUCCAUACGGCGCAAAAUGGACAUUGAUGACGGAACCUCAGCGUGGGGAGAUCCCAACAAAUACAACUAUAAGAAUGUGAACAUGUGGAACAAAAAUGUCCCGAAUGGCAGCAGCCGCUCAGACCAGCAAGCACAGGUGCACCAGCUGCUGCCGUCUGCAAGUGCCAUCUCAACCCCAGAGGCAGGCGGCUCCGGCUGGGGUGAGCCCUGGGGGGAGCCUUCUACUCCAGCCACAACUGUGGAUAAUGGUACUUCAGCAUGGGGUAAACCCAUAGACAGUGGUCCCAGCUGGGGGGAACCCAUUGCUGUGGCAUCCAACACUUCCACGUGGGGCUCCAGCUCUGUUGGUCCACAAGCGUUAAGCAAAUCUGGACCAAAAUCUAUGCAAGAUGGCUGGUGUGGUGAUGAUAUGCCAUUGCCUGGAAAUCGCCCCACUGGCUGGGAAGAGGAAGAGGACGUGGAGAUUGGAAUGUGGAAUAGUAAUUCAUCUCAAGAGCUUAACUCGUCUUUAAAUUGGCCACCAUAUACAAAGAAAAUGUCAUCGAAGGGUCUGAGUGGCAAAAAAAGGAGAAGGGAAAGGGGAAUGAUGAAGGGUGGAAACAAACAAGAAGAAGCAUGGAUAAAUCCAUUUGUUAAACAGUUUUCAAAUAUCAGUUUUUCGAGAGACUCACCAGAAGAAAAUGUGCAGAGCAAUAAGAUGGACCUUCCUGGAGGAAUGUUACAAGACAAACGAAUGGAGAUAGAUAAACAUAGCCUAAAUAUUGGUGAUUACAAUCGAACGGUCGGGAAAGGCCCUGGUUCUCGGCCUCAGAUGCCCAAAGAGUCUUCCAUGGAGCGCAGCCCUUAUUUUGAUAAGGAUGGCAUUGUAGCCGAUGAAUCCCAAAACUUGCAGUUUAUGUCCAGUCAGAGCAUGAAGCUCCCCCCUUCAAACAGUGCACUGCCUAACCAGGCCCUCGGCUCCAUAGCAGGGCUGGGUAUGCAAAACUUGAGUUCUGUUAGACAGAAUGGCAAUCCCAGUAUGUUUGGUGUUGGAAACACAGCAGCACAACCCCGGGGCCUGCAGCAGCCUCCAGCACAACCUCUCAGUUCAUCUCAGCCUAAUCUCCGUGCUCAAGUGCCUCCUCCAUUACUCUCCCCUCAGGUUCCAGUUUCAUUGCUGAAGUAUGCACCAAACAACGGUGGCCUGAAUCCGCUCUUUGGCCCUCAACAGGUAGCCAUGCUGAACCAGCUCUCCCAACUCAACCAGCUUUCUCAGAUCUCCCAGUUACAGCGAUUUUUAGCACAGCAGCAAAGGACGCAGAGUCAGAGAAGCGUGCCUUCUGGGAACCGGCAGCAGCAAGACCAGCAGGGUCGACCCCUUAGUGUGCAGCAGCAGAUGAUGCAACAGUCUCGCCAACUUGACCCAAACCUGUUGGUGAAGCAGCAGACGCCGCCAUCUCAGCAGCAGUCACUCCAUCAGCCAGCCAUGAAAUCUUUCCUUGAAAAUGUCCUGCCUCACACUACACCUGAGCUGCAAAAAGGGCCAUCUCCAGUAAAUGCUUUCAGCAACUUCCCUAUAGGCUUGAACUCAAACUUGAAUGUAAAUAUGGAUAUGAACAGUAUUAAAGAGCCACAGUCAAGACUAAGGAAGUGGACUACAGUGGACAGCAUUUCUGUGAACACAUCUUUGGAUCAAAACUCCAGCAAACAUGGUGCUAUUUCAAGUGGUUUCAGGCUGGAAGAGUCUCCGUUUGUUCCUUAUGACUUCAUGAACAGCAGUACUUCGCCAGCCAGCCCUCCAGGCUCAGUGGGAGAUGGCUGGCCACGUGCCAAAUCGCCCAAUGGCUCUAGCAGUGUUAACUGGCCACCAGAAUUCCGCCCUGGUGAACCAUGGAAAGGUUAUCCAAACAUUGACCCAGAAACUGACCCUUACGUCACUCCUGGCAGUGUCAUAAACAAUCUUUCAAUUAACACUGUGCGGGAGGUUGACCACCUCAGGGACAGGAACAGUGGGUCAUCCUCAUCCUUGAACACCACGCUGCCUUCAACUAGUGCCUGGUCAUCCAUUCGUGCCUCCAACUACAACGUUCCCCUCAGCAGUACAGCACAAAGCACUUCAGCCAGAAAUAGCGAUUCCAAAUUGACGUGGUCUCCGGGGUCAGUCACAAACACCUCUCUGGCCCAUGAGCUGUGGAAGGUCCCUUUGCCACCUAAAAACAUCACUGCUCCAUCCCGCCCGCCUCCGGGGCUCACUGGUCAGAAGCCUCCCUUGUCUACGUGGGAUAAUUCUCCUCUGCGUGUAGGUGGAGGAUGGGGAAAUUCUGACGCCAGGUAUACCCCAGGGUCCAGCUGGGGUGAGAGCAGCUCAGGGAGAAUAACAAAUUGGCUUGUUCUAAAAAACCUCACACCUCAGAUCGACGGCUCGACUCUGCGCACCCUGUGCAUGCAGCAUGGUCCCCUGAUAACAUUCCACCUGAACCUCCCGCACGGAAACGCUUUGGUCCGCUACAGCUCGAAGGAAGAGGUAGUGAAGGCACAGAAGUCUCUGCACAUGUGUGUGCUGGGGAACACUACUAUUCUCGCUGAGUUUGCCAGUGAAGAGGAGAUCAGUCGUUUCUUUGCACAAAGUCAGUCUCUGACCCCUUCCCCUGGCUGGCAGUCCCUCGGGUCCAGCCAGAACCGGCUGGGCUCCCUCGACUGUUCCCACCCGUUCUCCAGCCGGACUGAUCUCAGUCACUGGAAUGGUGCUGGGCUGGCGGGGACUAACUGUGGAGACCUCCAUGGCACUUCCCUCUGGGGGACCCCCCACUAUUCCACAAGCCUGUGGGGCCCUCCAAGCAGCAGUGACCCCCGAGGAAUGAGCAGCCCAUCCCCCAUCAAUGCUUUUCUUUCUGUUGACCACCUCGGUGGGGGUGGAGAAUCCAUGUGACAGGUAGAGGUAGACUCGUGACCGUGACCGCAACCUCAAGAUGCAAAGGAAAGGGGCACUAAGUUGAGCUCGCCGCCUGCAGCCGGGGCGCCUGUGGGAACAGCUCUUCUCUGCACAUUUUCCACUUUGUUUUCCCCGAAACAUAUCAGUUGAAUACUUGAAUCAUGCAGGCCAAUACUAUAAUGUGAAGGUGUCUCUCGUUACACUCCCACUGGCGCCAUGCGUGCUGACCGCGUGGUGAGCUCACCUGUGCGAAUUCAUCAUGUUUAGCCUUUGGGUUCUUUUUUUUUCCCCCCCUAUUCCCACACCCCCACCCUUAUUUUUUUUUUUCCAAAACCAUUGUUUGGGCUGAUAACGUAUGAGCUUUUACCUUUGCACUGAAUGAUGUUCUCUCCGUCCGAUCGGCAGUAUGGGGGGGCAGCUGUUCCGUGUGAUGUUUACUCAAGGAUGUCCUUAAGGUGUGCGCUCUCCACUAUGCCUUGGCGUCCGCUACCUUACUGUGUGUCGUGGAGUUGGAGAUCACGUUAUGAUGCUGACUUAGGACGAUAAUGAAAGUGUUGCACCCGUUUCUUCAUGUUCUAAAACUAAAGAAUUUCGCUCUGCAGUUUGAAAAACUGUGGCCACAGCUGUGACUUGCAGCCCGCCUGCACCGGGGGGCCCUGCACUUUGAAUGGGCUUUCCAUUUUCUUUUGAAGGCUCUCACGUUGACCUUCUUGUUUACAGAUUUUUUUGUUUGUUUUUUGAGAAAAAAAAAAUGUUUACUCUUCCAUCAUUAAAAAAAAAUUUAAAAGACAAAAAAAAAAAAAAAGAGGAGGAUUUAAAAGAUGCUUUCUAUCUCUGGGAAAAGGAGCAGCAUUUGGCCAUGUUCUUGUUUUCUAUUCCUGUCCUAAAUCAAAGAGCAUGGUUCUCAGGAAAACCGGGUCCCCAGUCAAACAAAAACAAAACCUUGUAGUUUCUUAUAGGAAAAAAGGAAACCCCCAAGUUUUAGCACUGAUACUAUGUAUUGCUCUGUUAAAGAAUUUUCUCUGCCAAAAAAAAAAAGAAAAAACAAAAAAACGCUUCAAGCUGGAGUUUGACGUUCUGCUUCAGAUGCUGUCUUUUUAUUAGUGUGAUGAUGGUUUGCUAAUGAUCAGUAGGGAAUCAUUUUUGUAAUUCCAUCAAGUGGCUCUGUUUCUGCUGUCGUGACUGUGUUAUGUCUAAUGUUGUACCUUAAAGCCGAAAUCAGUAACUAUGCAUCCUGUAAGCACGGUUUUGGGCUUACAGCGUCGUUCAUUGUAGAAAGGAAAUUUUAAAUGUUGUUGCAAACUAACGAGUUACACCAUUUUUACAGUUUCUUUCUCUCCUCCCCCCUUUUUUGCCCAUAAAUGGUAUUAUAAUGCUUGCUUAGUCAAAGGAGAGACUAAACAAGGGUAAAAAUUUUAACACACAGAAUUUGCCAUCAUUUCAUUGCCUUGAUUCUAACUGUUUGUGUCCUAUGAUGCAAAAGAAGUCAGUGGCUUUUAACUGUUUACAAAUAGAAUGUGAUUGUAAAAUGUACAGUUUGGUUGUGUUUAAUUAUGAAAUUUCUUCAGAUAUAAUAAACCAUGACUUUUUGGCUGCUCAACAUCAA
Myotis daubentonii (Daubenton's bat) is the source of this 9222-nucleotide messenger RNA. RefSeq names its product trinucleotide repeat containing adaptor 6A (gene TNRC6A). The record is from RefSeq and is a predicted model, not a curated record. Gene Ontology annotation, cellular component: P-body; nucleoplasm. Gene Ontology annotation, molecular function: nucleic acid binding. NCBI's taxonomy places the organism in Eukaryota, Metazoa, Chordata, Mammalia, Chiroptera, Vespertilionidae. Gene Ontology annotation, biological process: positive regulation of nuclear-transcribed mRNA poly(A) tail shortening; miRNA-mediated post-transcriptional gene silencing.